CGGCUGACAUUCAAGACGGACAGAAGAGGGGCUCGGCGCCCCCCGCGCGCACAUGUGCUAACCCAGGCAGGAGGGAGCAUCUCAGCGGAGGAGUCAAGGAAGACGGAGAGGGACAGAACCGCGCCAGAACCUCGGACCCCGGCUCUCUGGUCCGCCGCGGAGGAGCUGCAGCCUCCAACAGGAAGUGCAUCUCUGACAUGGUCUCUGCUCUACUCAGUGCCUGAAGGCUCUUGCAUCCCAACUCAGCCAGGAAGCAAAGGUCGGCACAUAUCACCAAGCCGGGCCAGCCAGGUGCGCUGCAUGCAAAUUCAGUCGUGCACUAGGGCGCACUAACCAGAGCCGGCAGCAUGGACUUCGUCAUGAAGCAAGCCCUCGGAGGGGCCACCAAGGACAUGGGGAAGAUGCUAGGGGGAGAAGAGGAGAAGGACCCGGACGCGCAGAAGAAGGAGGAGGAGCGGCAGGAGGCGCUGCGACAGCAGGAGGAGGAGCGCAAGGCGAAGCACGCGCGCAUGGAGGCGGAGCGCGAAAAGGUCCGGCAGCAGAUCCGAGACAAGUACGGGCUGAAGAAGAAGGAGGAGAAGGAGGCAGAGGAGAAGGCAGCCCUCGAACAGCCCUGCGAGGGGAGCCUGACCAGGCCCAAGAAGGCUAUCCCUGCAGGCUGCGGGGACGAGGAGGAGGAGGAAGAGGAGAGCAUCCUGGACACGGUGCUCAAAUACCUGCCCGGGCCACUGCAGGACAUGUUCAAGAAGUAACUGGCCUUCCUGCCCAUCCCCACUCCACUUGUUACGAUUUUUUUUGUUCUUUCUUUUCUUUUUAUUCAGUUAAGUCUUCAGUUCUGAAGGGGAAAACCUCAGUUGGCCUCUGCCCCCUUUCCCUGGCCAGGGGCUCCUCCCCUCAGCACUCCUUACACCUUCUUUCAUCCCAGAGUAUCC
Castor canadensis (American beaver) is the source of this 932-nucleotide messenger RNA. RefSeq names its product complexin 2 (gene Cplx2). Gene Ontology annotation, biological process: synaptic vesicle exocytosis; neurotransmitter transport; regulation of neurotransmitter secretion. The record is from RefSeq and is a predicted model, not a curated record. Gene Ontology annotation, cellular component: terminal bouton; SNARE complex. Gene Ontology annotation, molecular function: syntaxin binding. NCBI's taxonomy places the organism in Eukaryota, Metazoa, Chordata, Mammalia, Rodentia, Castoridae.